GCUGUGCGCAUGUUCCGUGUUUUUAUUGAAUCGAAAUUAUACAAUACAAAAUAACAAUUUUUCAGUCACUGUGUAUUAAAAAAUAAUAGUUAAAAAGUGGUUUAGAGUAUUUAAAGUUAUCGGAAUAAUUAAACAAUAUCGCUAUUAUUUGAACUGAAAGUUUAGCUUUACUAAAAUGUGAUUAAUAAAAGGAAACCACAACUAUGCUUAAAGGAAAUCAUAAGAUUUAAAAAGGAAAAAAACUUGAUUAGACAUCAAUAAAAUAAGUCGUAAGAGGAUUUUUGCUGAUCUCUAAUGUCCGCCCGACGCCUACAAUGUCACACAAUUACGGUUUAAGAACUAAACAAGAUCAGGUAGAAGAAAUAGGUUCCAGAUAACAGUGCUGGGUCUCAACAAAUUAAAAUAUGACGCACUACGCAAGGCCUGACUACUUUCAAAAUACACAAAACGGUGCCUUAUCCUCUGACACCGGUCGGUCAACUUACAGUCACAUUCCGUACGGAAACCAAAAUAGCAGAGAAUAUUUUAACGAUCCAUACGAUAUAAGGAAUCAAGGACCAGACGAAUACAGAAGUGAGUGCCAUCUCACCAGUGAUUUUGUACCUACAGGCGUAGAUAAAAGCAACAAUAGUUAUGGCUACGAAUAUUUAGAAUGUUAUGGAACGCAAGAACAACCUGAUGUUGAAGAGGAAUUUGUGGACAAUUGGAAUGAAAAUACUACUGUUGUCGCAUCUGAAUAUGGGUUUGAAUAUGCGAAUCAAAAAUGUACCUCAUCGAAAAUAUUGCCUAAGCUGCCAGUCAAUAAAAACGUAAGCGGAUCAUCAAAACCAAGUGCCAGUCAAAUGGAUAUGGAGUUCCACAGAGAAGGUAUGUGCACUGAAAGAGACCAACGCCAUGGUGUCUGCAUGGCCAAAGCACACGAAUAUGACCAUCGUCUUUUGCCUGGUGAUAACCAGCUUGUCCAUGCCAAUAAUCUUAAUGGAUAUGCUGGUAUUGCCUAUUCAUCUACAUUCUUAAACAAUGCAGUGCCAGCAGCGCCAUCGCGAGCUUUACCACAAAUAGCACGAUCUAGCUUUUAUUUAAGCCAAGAUUUAUUUGGAUUAAAUGCAGACGCGGCUCAGAGGGAGGAACUUUCGCAAUGCAGCUUUGGAAUGGAUCAAACAAUGUCGAGGCCAUACACUUCCAUGUUGCCCUUAGACUACAGUGAUUACCAAGAAUGUUAUUACAAUACCGACAAUCUUUCAACAUAUAGCGACACACCGCCGACUAAUAAUGCACAACUCAAGCUGCAAAAGCAAAGACAAAUUUCGUUGAUGAUGGCGAUGACUACAGCUUCUGUGAUAGCAUCUGGUGAGACUAGAGUGCCGGUUCACUCAAAGCAUUCUAAGAAACCAACUGAAUUCCAAACAGACUCUAUACAAGGAAGCAGCAUCAACGUUAGCUCCGUUACAAAUGCUUCAGAGAGAAUUUUAGAGCCGGAAUGCUGUGGUGGAUUUGUCACUCCAGGUGACUCUGGUGCCGUCACAAGCACUCAACAUACUACAAGAACGACGAUUUCAAAGACUAGAAAAUUGCCAAAGGUUCUACCAACGUCACAGUGCAAAUCUUCGUUGCAUACAAAUACCACAGCCACCGAUGCAUUAGGUUCCCCAUUAUACUCUUUAGAUACUGUGGCAGAGAAAAGUCAUCGUCCCAAGCAGCUUCCGAAGUUGCCGACAUCAUUGUCUUUGACCAAGCCACAACCAAUACCCAAUUCGAAUUUGACAACGUAUCCUGCCACACCACCAUCUUUAUUAUUUAAAUCGACAUCCCCUCAAUCGCCAGCAACAACAAUAAAAACAGCAACAACCACAUAUUCGCCUAUAUCAACGUCUAAUGUAGCGAGCCAUAACUCAUUUACCUUUCCCUAUGAUAGUAAAGAACCUAAAGAAGAAGCGCUUUCGACCAAAUCCAUCAAAGCAGAUACCGCGCCGUCAUGGACUUCAUCUCCUCCAAUACUAUCAAAACCAAAUCUUAGUCCAUCAUUGGAGCUUCCGUACAAUAUUAUUCAGCAGAAUUUGCCAACAUAUAACCUACCUGAAAUUGAAAAAGCCAAAUCAGACAUUAAGCCAGACCUACAUGAAAUAUUGGUUAAACCUAUUUCAGAAAGUAUAAAAUCACCCGAGCCAUAUUGCGAGCCUGAUUCAGCCUUAUUUAACAUAUCUGAUUAUCUAAAGCCUUAUACAUUAGACAUAAUUACUUUCUCCGGAGAUAAAGAAAAUCAUAUCAUAAAUGGUGCCAGUUCAUUAACCACUACACAACUCGGCUCUGACAACGGGGAGCUCAGUAGUGAUAUGAGCAAAUUGCAAUUGUCUGUGCCAUCAGGUGACGGACUCUUUCCGUAUUCUAACAAGUGGACGGAUAGCUGUGUCAAUUAUCAAAAAUAUGAUGUUGAUUUGGGUGAAAUUAUUGCAACUCAGUCUAAUCCAAGCACGACUCAAGCUGAAUCAAUAAAGUCACCAUUAAGUAGUUCCAUUCCUCCUCACUCCAAAUCUUCGCAUUUCACUUCCGAUUAUUCAACGGAAGGAAUCUUAUCUCAAAUAGCAGGUUCUCCUUCCGACAUUAACACAACUGUUAGUUGCAUUCAGUCUAACAACGCGUUCACAACAACUGUUCACGUAAAUAAUCAUGAAGUGCUGCCAGUAACCACAAGCCAAAACGCUCCACCAUCGCCAUCAACUCUAACGUUAAGAUCACCGUCGUCAAUAGCUCCAAUUCUAUCCUACACGGACUACAUGAAGCAAUUUGAGUUGCCCGAUUUGCCACAGCUGAUAAUGGACCUCUCAGAAAAUGAGCCCGUUUCUCUCAGUGUUUCUAAUGCUAUUACAACUGAUACUGACACUAAUACCGAACGUUUCACGUCAUGCAAAGAGUUGGAUAACAAAGCCAAAUGUAGUGAUCCAUUACCUUCGUACUUAACAGAAAUUUUUGAUGCAAAUAACGUGCCCAGCGUUUCAUUUGAGAUUCCAAAAACUCCCGAAAACGAUGAAAAGAUAAAUUUAACUAAUAUUGCAACCGUACCCUCAGUACCAAUUACCACCACAAUAUGUUCAGUAGUCCCUCCGAAUCGACCUAUAUAUAUGUCAGAGGCUGAGGCGAUAGAUAACACUGCAGUUUCAUUCGAUGACACCUUUUACGAUAGUUUUAAUGUUGACAUAAUAGAACUGACGGCAUCUGUUGGACAUAUUGAAACUGAAAACGGUUUAAGCAAUACCGCAAUUUUAAGUGGGGAAACUAAUAGUAUGACUAUCGAUAAUGAGACCCCGGUUGAAUUGAGUAUUAAAAAUACUGUGGACACAAGAGAUAUGAAUCAGAAUUUGAGCUCAGGACAAGGUGGUUAUUAUAAGCCAUCUCAGACCCAACAAAAAGCGAAUGUGGUUGCAUCUGCAGCAACAAGUGUGCUGGGUGGAAUUUCGAAAGGCCUAAAAGGAGGAUUGGACGGUGUUUUAAGUGGUGUCGGUUCAGCAGUUGAAGUCACUCAGACGACUAACAGCACUAAAAAAGGGUUUGGAUUUAGCUUAGCAUCUAAGCUUGUGCCCAGUGUCGGUGGGUUACUUUCCAGUUCAAGUUCAAACUCUAGCAAACAAGCACAAGCCCCAAAAAUAGAAACUACUUCUCCUUAUAUAACGACAUCAGCUGAAAAUGUUUCUAAUGAUCACAGUACUUACGUGGGAACGACAUCUCCAUCCUGUCUUUUUAAUAAUACACAGAACAAUUUAUACGCCACAACAGUUUCAAACACCUUGGAGGUGUCUCGCGAUUACAAUGAUAUAGUGGUAGCAACCAGUUCGGCUAUGAUGGAAAACAUCUGUGACAGUUACGAUGAAAGCUAUGAUGAGAUGAUUUUAACUGAAAACAUGUUGAAAGUAGGAAUGGUUGAACGUGAACCUGAGUAUGGCCUAAUAGAAAAUCCUUAUUCGUAUCACAUACCAGACGAGGCACAGGGCGACAAUAUGAGUGCAUAUGAUAAAUCGCACAAGGAUGUUUUAAAUGAACCGGGUUUUGAUAUGGAAGAUAAAAUAAGAAAUGACGAGCCGCAUUUUCAAAAACCUAUAAUAAAAAAAGUAAAUACUACAUCUGGUGGUAUGUUCGGAUCUAUUUUAGGAAAAGCAGCUGCAGCUGUCCAAUCAGCAACGCAAGCUGUCAAUCAAGGUGCAUCCUCAGUGGCUUCAGUCGUGGCUCAGAAACCAUCAAUGCUACCCACAACACACAUAGUGCCUGACUCGUCUGGUAUUUCCUCGCCUAAUACGAUGAAACGUGAUUCGGAAUUGGGUUCAGUUGGUUGCGAUGCAAUGAAUAUCGAUUACAACUACCAACUGACCAACGAAGAGUCUCUGCCAAGCCAUUACGCAAAUACUGGCGAUGAUUAUGAGAAUAGUAAUUUUAAAAUGCAUGAAUAUGGUACAUAUACAGAUAAUAAGGCAUUUGCCAAUUACCAUUCCAAUGGUAAUCAAAGCCAGUUUAAGGAUGACACGAUGAUUUCCGGGCUAUCUCAAGUGAUUAGUAAUGGCACAAAAAUACUACCGACGGUGCCGCCAGCAGGAUCCACCGGCAAAAAACUGCCCACCGUCAACGGUAAAUCGGGAUUGCUAAUUAAACAAAUGCCGACAGAGAUAUAUGAUGAUGAAUCGGAUGAGCUUGAUGAGCUAAAUGUUAGUCUAUCGAUCGGCAAAGAACCGAGUUAUCGCAUUGAUAGCGAGCAGGAUGAUUACUACAUGGAUCUUCAGCCGACGGCACCGUCGAAUCAGACGAACGGUUAUUAUGAACACGUCAAUAAUGGUUAUGAUUAUCGAGAGGAUUACUUUAAUGAGGAGGAUGAAUACAAGUACCUCGAACAGCAGAGAGAGCAAGAGCAACAUCAGCCAAAAAACAAAAAAUAUCUGAAGCAAACCAAAGGUAUGCUAUCGAGCAGUCAGCCACAAUCCUCAUUAGAUUUCAUAGACGAUAGACAGGACGAUGACUUUAUAUACGAAAACUAUCACAGCGAAGAAGACAGCGGAAAAUAUUUAGAUGAGAGCUCUAGUGGUAGCGUCGGUCCCAUCGAAGGGCGAAAUUUAAAAAUGGAUGUAAUAUGCGUUGGUACUCGCAAAGACUCGAACGGGGAGCCUUCAGUACCCGCAAUCAGCACUCAUAUGAAGGGCGAGUAUUUUACUCCGACAAAUAAUUCACUUCAAAAUCAUGACAGUGUGAUUAGCGAAUCAACGACAAACAUUUCGGGCUUUAGCAAAGAGAAAGUAUGUCCAGACCUCGACGAAAGAGAUGAAGACAUAAAUGAUCAGCUAUCUGAUCUUACUGACUUAAAUAAACGUAUUUCGCAAAAGAAGAAACCGCUCCUAAGGGGAGAAACUGAAGAAGUUGUGGCUGGUCACAUGCAGAUGAUACGACAACCGGAAAUCACAGCAAGGCAACGAUGGCACUGGGCGUACAAUAAAAUAAUUAUGCAACUUAAUAAUGGCGGUGGUACUGGAGAAGUUGGUUUGCGUUCCAAUGGUCAUCCCGGAGAUAAUCCUUUCUAUAGCAAUAUUGACAGUAUGCCGGAUAUACGUCCUCGUAGAAAAUCCAUUCCCCUUGUGUCGGAACUGACAAUGGCCGCUACAAAACGAAAUGCUGGACUUACAUCCGCUGUACCUCGUGCAACGCUAAACGACGAAGAACUGAAAAUGCACGUAUACAAAAAAGCUCUACAGGCCCUGAUCUACCCCAUAUCAUCGACAACGCCACACAACUUCCUGUUGUGGACGGCAACGUCACCAACCUACUGCUACGAGUGCGAGGGUCUACUGUGGGGAAUCGCACGGCAAGGAGUGCGAUGCACUGAGUGCGGUGUUAAGUGCCAUGAAAAGUGUAAGGACCUGCUGAAUGCUGAUUGUCUUCAGCGUGCUGCCGAAAAGAGCUCAAAACACGGUGCGGAGGAUAAGGCCAAUUCGAUCAUCACAGCCAUGAAGGAGAGAAUGAAACAACGAGAGCGAGAGAAACCAGAGAUUUUUGAGUUGAUCAGAGCCGUGUUCAGCGUUGAGGAGAAGAGUCACACCGGUCAUAUGAAGGCUGUUAAACAAAGCGUCCUGGAUGGCACAAGCAAAUGGUCGGCCAAGAUAGCAAUCACAGUGAUUUGUGCUCAAGGCCUGAUAGCGAAGGAUAAAAGCGGUACCAGUGAUCCAUAUGUGACGGUACAGGUUAGCAAGGUGAAAAAACGAACGCGAACAAUGCCACAGGAACUUAACCCUGUGUGGAACGAGAAGUUUCACUUCGAGUGCCAUAACUCCUCAGACCGUAUAAAAGUACGAGUUUGGGACGAAGACAACGAUCUUAAGUCAAAACUUCGGCAGAAAUUAACCCGAGAGUCGGACGACUUCUUGGGUCAAACAAUUAUAGAGGUUCGUACGCUUUCCGGUGAAAUGGAUGUUUGGUACAACUUGGAGAAGCGCACAGACAAAUCGGCCGUAUCAGGUGCGAUACGGCUUCACAUAUCCGUUGAAAUAAAGGGCGAGGAGAAGGUAGCUCCUUAUCAUGUUCAAUAUACCUGCUUGCACGAGAAUCUGUUUCAUUAUCUUUGUGAAGAAAACAUCGGAAUGGUUAAAUUGCCAACCCAGAAAGGCGACGAUGCUUGGAAACUGUAUUUUGACGAAAUUCCCGAGGAGAUUGUCGAUGAGUUUUCUAUGCGGUAUGGAAUUGAGAACAUCUAUCAAGCUAUGACGCACUUUCAUUGCUUAUCUGCCAAAUACCUUUGCCCCGGAGUACCAGCCGUAAUGAGCACACUGUUGGCAAAUAUAAAUGCAUAUUAUGCUCAUACAACUGCUUCUUCAGCUGUGUCGGCCAGUGAUCGAUUUGCGGCCAGCAAUUUUGGGAAAGAAAAAUUUGUAAAGCUGCUGGACCAGUUGCACAACUCACUUAGAAUUGAUUUGUCAAUGUAUAGAAACAACUUCCCUGCAUCGAGCCCGGAAAAGUUAAUGGAUCUAAAGUCGACAGUCGAUUUAUUGACGAGCAUUACCUUUUUCCGCAUGAAGGUCCAAGAGCUAUCUAGUCCUCCGAGGGCGAGCACAGUGGUUAAGGACUGUGUUAAAGCUUGCCUGAGAUCAACUUAUCAGUUCUUGUUCGAGAACUGCUAUGAACUCUACAACAGAGAAUUUCAGGUUGAUCCCAACGAAGCAAAACGCGCGCCGGAUGAUCAUGAACCCAAACUGGAUAGCGUAGACUUCUGGCACAAGCUUAUAGCUUUGAUCGUGUCAGUGAUAGAUGAAGAUAAAAACAGCUAUGGCACAGUUUUAAACCAAUUUCCUCAGGAACUAAAUAUUGGCCAGCUAUCAGCAUCCUCAAUGUGGCAUCUUUUUGCUGUGGACAUGAAGUAUGCACUUGAAGAGCACGAGCAGCAUCGUCUUUGCAAGUCAUCGGCUUAUAUGAAUCUUCACUUUCGAGUUAAAUGGCUGUAUAGUAACUACGUUAAAGAGGUGCCUCCCUACAAAGGAGCAGUUCCCGAUUAUCCAGCAUGGUUUGAGCCUUUUGUGAUGCAAUGGCUAAAUGAGAACGACGACGUAUCACUGGAAUAUCUUCACGGCGCAUUUAAGCGAGACAAAAAAGACGGGUUUCAAAAGAGCAGCGAACACGCGCUUUUUUCAAAUUCGGUUGUCGACGUUUUUACGCAAUUGACGCAAUGUUUCGAUGUUGUUAGCAAACUCGAGUGUCCUGAUCCAGAAAUUUGGAAACGUUACAUGAGGCGUUUUGCUAAAACAAUCGUAAAAGUGCUAAUAGCUUAUGCGGAUAUUGUAAAAGUAGAAUUUCCAGAUCACAUGAAGGAUGAAAGAAUUGCUUGCAUACUUAUGAACAACAUUCAACAACUGAGAGUGCAGUUGGAAAGAAUGUUUGAGUCUAUGGGAGGGGAUAAGCUAGAGGAGGACGCAGCCAAUUUGAAGGAACUUCAGCAGAAUUUAAAUUCAGCACUGGACGAUUUGGCAUCACAAUUCGCUAUCAGCUUGGAGCCGCGAAUAACUCAGUCUGUAAGAGAACUUGGUGAUAUGCUACUUUCUAUCAAAGGAGGUAGUGGGACUCUGGCAGCUGGGAACCUAGCCGCUCAAAGAAACACGGUUGCCGUCGAGGCCGAUGAAGUUUUAAGGCCGCUUAUGGAUUUGCUCGACGGCUCUUUAACUCUAUAUGCCCAAUCGUGUGAAAAGACCGUACUAAAGAGGUUACUAAAGGAGCUAUGGAAAAUUGUGAUGCGAAUAUUAGAAAAAACUAUUGUUCUACCACCAAUGACUGAUAAAACCAUGAUGUUUAAGCACCUUACUGACAAUGCAAAAAACUUAGCAUCCAAUGCAAAAAUUGAAGACAUGGGCCGACUGUUUAAGUCACAUAUGGCAGGGAAGCAGGAUGUUAAAAGUGCGCUUAGUGGUGUAAUGGACAUAUCGAAGGAAGUCGAAAAGAACUUGUCACCCAAACAGUGUGCCGUGCUUGACGUUGCCUUAGAUACAAUAAAACAAUAUUUCCACGCCGGUGGCAAUGGACUGAAAAAGACGUUUCUGGAAAAAUCGUCCGAACUGCAAAGUUUACGUUACGCACUCAGUUUAUAUACGCAAAUGACAGACACACUAAUCAAAACAUUUAUAUCUAGUCAAGUUCAUGAGGGUAAGUACAAUUUGAUUGAUCCUGAAAACGCCGAGGAAAGUGUCGGCGAAAUUUCCGUGCAAAUAGACUUGUUCUCUCAUCCAGGCACCGGUGAACACAAAGUAAACGUAAAAGUUGUUGCUGCUAAUGAUCUUAAAUGGCAAAUACCGUCCGGUAUGUUUAGACCAUUUGUUGACAUCAUAAUCGGACCACACCUACAAGAAAAAAAAAGGAAAUUCGCUACUAAGUCAAAGUCAAACAAUUGGUCACCCAAAUACAACGAGUCGUUCAGCUUCACUAUUGGAAAUGAGGAGCAGCUAGACUUUUUUGAGUUGCACAUUUGCGUUAAGGACUAUUGUUUUGCCCGUGACGAUCGACUCGUAGGCGUAGCUGUAAUCCCACUAAAAGAUAUUUCAGAAAAGGGUUCUGUCGCCUGCUGGUUACCCUUAAUGAGACGUAUUGAAAUGGACGAAACGGGCUGGACCAUUUUAAGGAUUUUAUCACAACGUAACAAUGAUGAAGUAGCCAAGGAAUUUGUCAAGCUGAAAUCGGAAAUACGACAGGAGCCAACGAUGGGCACAUAAAUCUACAAAUUCACCUAUUACAUAAUAUUACUUUGACAAAAUAGCUAUUUUAUUUUUUCCGGUGUGCUGUAUUACAAGUAUUCCCAUAUCGCAAAAUCAUACAAAAAAUAUGCAAUAUAAAUAUAUAUCUAAACACUAUGUAUGUUCAUUGACGUAAACCUGUAUAUCAUAACUCCACCACGUUCACAGAAAUGACUUAC
Drosophila gunungcola (fruit fly) is the source of this 9418-nucleotide messenger RNA. RefSeq lists its product as uncharacterized. Gene Ontology annotation, cellular component: plasma membrane; presynaptic membrane; neuromuscular junction. The record is from RefSeq and is a predicted model, not a curated record. Gene Ontology annotation, biological process: synaptic vesicle priming; presynaptic dense core vesicle exocytosis; synaptic transmission, glutamatergic. Lineage: Eukaryota; Metazoa; Arthropoda; Insecta; Diptera; Drosophilidae. Gene Ontology annotation, molecular function: calcium ion binding; phospholipid binding; calmodulin binding.